CGCGAUGCUUGGACAGUGUUUUCUGAGCCUCUUGACGAUAGUCGCAGUGGCGGUCGCUGUGCCCUACAAGAACGUUGUCUACUUUAUGGAGUGGGGCAGUGUCGUCCAGAGCGCGCCGAUCUUUAGCCUCGACUGGUCGCGCAUCACGCACAUCAACUACGCGUUUGGCAAGCUCCAGCCCGACGGAAGCAUUGCCUUCAACGACACAAACGUCGCGUUCAACCUGCGCUAUCCCGGGGACGGCAACGAUCCAAGCAGCGUGUACGGGCAGUUUGGUCAAGCCAACCAGCUCAAGAAGAAGUUUCGCGGCACCAAGUUUGGUCUCUCGAUCGGCGGCUGGACGUGGAGCGACCAGUUCAGCGGCCUCUUCAGCACGGACGCUGGCCGCAAGACAUUUGUGCGCAACGCCAUGACGCUCUUGACGGACCUCGGCCUCGACUUUAUCGACAUCGACUGGGAGUACCCGGUGGAAGGUGGAAACGACGCGCCGCCUGUGCCGCACCGCCCGGACGAUAUGGCCAACUACAUUGCCGUGCUCAAGGAAUUCCGCAAAGCUUUCGCGUCACUGCCGUUCAAGGCGGAGCUCAGCGUCGCGUCGCCCGCGGGCCCGGCCAACUAUGGCCACUGGGACUUCGCGGGUAUUUGCGCGCAGCUCGACCAUAUCAACAUUAUGGCGUACGACUUGGCUGGCGACUGGAGCGAAUAUACGGACCACCAAGCCAACUUGUACGCAGAUCCCAAGCACCCGAACGAUGGCACGUCGUUCAGCAUUGACCGCGCGGUCCAAGACUACAUUCGCGGGGGGUGUCCGAGCACCAAGAUCGUCCUCGGCAUUCCAGUCUACGGCCGGUCGUUUGAAAACACAAAGGGCCUCUACGCCACGUUUACGAAGCCCACCAAUGGAUCGUGGGUCGCUCCGUCCGGCGACGGGCUCGGGACGUGGGACUACAAGGUGCUCCCGCUGCCAGGCGCGACCGAGUACUACGACGCCGUCGUGGGUGCUGCCUACAGCUACGAUGCAACAACCAAGAUGUUUGUAUCGUACGAGUCGCCAACGAGCAUGGCGGCCAAAUUGCAGUACAUCAAGAAGAAUAACCUCGGCGGUACCAUGUUCUGGGCUGGCGACGCCGAUGCGCCGGCCACGUCGGCCCGAUCGCUCAUCACACAAGCCUACAACUUUUAUGGCAGAAACAAUAUGGCGCUCUAUGCCAACAACCUUGAGUACCCGACGUCAAAGUACAGCAACGUGCGAGGCAAUGGCACGCUCGCUCCAACGGCGGUACCGAGCCCAACGCCGUCAACUGUCCUACCAACACCGGCACCGACAACUGCCCCGACAACUGCCCCGACAUCGGCGCCAGCUUUUGUGUGCGGCACAAACCACAAUGUGUGCUUUUGGCCGCUGACACAGCAAGUGCUACCCUACGGCAAGGACGACUGCGUCAAGUUUACUGCGUUUGUCUGGUGCGCUUAGGACGCACUGUCGCUUUGAGUGCAUGACCAAGUACUGUGACGUUGCAACAUCUUUCUGUAAAGCCUAAACAUGCGAUUUGGCUGUGGUUUUG
Messenger RNA from Saprolegnia diclina VS20, 1565 nucleotides. RefSeq lists its product as hypothetical. Lineage: Eukaryota; Oomycota; Saprolegniomycetes; Saprolegniales; Saprolegniaceae. The transcript has a single exon. The coding region runs from base 5 to 1474 and encodes 489 amino acids. Gene Ontology annotation, biological process: chitin catabolic process; carbohydrate metabolic process. The record is from RefSeq and is a predicted model, not a curated record. Gene Ontology annotation, cellular component: extracellular region. Gene Ontology annotation, molecular function: chitin binding; chitinase activity.